Tachyglossus aculeatus (Australian echidna) is the source of this 1709-nucleotide messenger RNA. It is a transcript of the gene SLC39A2, whose product is annotated as solute carrier family 39 member 2. The record is from RefSeq and is a predicted model, not a curated record. Lineage: Eukaryota; Metazoa; Chordata; Mammalia; Monotremata; Tachyglossidae. Gene Ontology annotation, molecular function: zinc ion transmembrane transporter activity. The transcript has 4 exons. Gene Ontology annotation, biological process: zinc ion transmembrane transport. Gene Ontology annotation, cellular component: plasma membrane. The coding region runs from base 528 to 1280 and encodes 250 amino acids.
CCGUCCUGCUGUGCCCCAUCUCCAGCCUCUCCCAUCCCACCCUAUCCCACCCCGUCCUACUGUAUUGCUUCCCGUCCAGAUCCAUCAUGCCCUACCCUCUUUGCCUGGUCCAUCCUCCCCUACUCCAUUUUAGCCCACCCUAUCCUACCGGGCCCAGCUCCAUCCCAACCCAUCCCAUCCCAUCCCACCCCUCCCUGUCCUGCUCCCUCCUAACCUGCCUUGCCCCAGCUCAGCCUAUCUCAGCCAUUGAGCCUUGUUUCCGCUCAAACUUAGACCUUGUUUCCUGUACUCAUGGGGCCUUAGUCCCCAGGCUGGGUCCUCUCCAUGCCCUUCCAAACUGCCAAAUCUCAGAUGCUACUGGCAGCCUCUCCAUUUGGGACAUCGCUUAAUUGACUGGGAAUCUGGACUGAACCAGAUGUGGCUCAGGACCCGCUUUGGCCAUUGCUGCAGAGGUUUCUGGGAGGCAGCGGCGGGUCCUGAGCCUGCUGGGCUGCAUAGCAGCAGGUGUGUUCCUGGGCGCUGGGCUCAUGCACAUGGCAGCUGAGGCCCUGGAGGGGAUUGAAACGGAGAUCGAGAGCUACAGGCUGCAGGAUGACUAUUCCCAGAAUGGGACGGACGUCGGUGGGAGUUCUUCCAGCACUGCCGACCCUGCUGAGGUGCACUACCCAUUCGGGGAGUUGGUCAUUUCACUGGGCUUCUUCUUGGUCUUCUUGUUGGAGUCGCUGGCCCUGCAAUGCUGCUCCAGAGGGGCUGCAGCCCCGGAGGAGAUCUGGGGGAACCCCGAAGCCCCGAGCCCCUGCAGCCACGGUCCCCUGCCCGCCCCUGCCCGAGGGCCCCUGCGGGCCCUAGUGCUGCUGCUGUCGUUGUCGCUGCACUCACUGUUCGAGGGGCUGGCAGUGGGGCUUCAGCCCACCGUGCUCACCACCCUGCAGCUGUGCCUGGCGGUGCUGGCACACAAGGGGCUGGUGGUGUUUGGGGUGGCGCUGCAGCUGGUGCGGGAGGGCACGGGCCCUCGCUGGGCCCUGCUCUGCGUGCUGCUGCUAGCCCUCAUGACCCCACUGGGCCUGGCGCUGGGGCUGGCUGUGGCCGGGGGCCCUCUCGGGAGGACUCGGAUGCUGACCCAGGCUGUGCUGGAGGGCGUGGCGGCAGGUACUUUCCUGUAUGUCACCUUCCUGGAGGUUUUGCCCCAGGCUUUGGCCUCCCCCGAGUCCGCCCUUGCCAAGUGGUGCUGCGUGGCAGGCGGCUUCGCCUUCAUGGCUAUUGUUGCCGUUUGGGCUUGAGGUGGCGCCUGCCAGUCCCAGACCACGAGCUUCCUGCCCUGGCCCAGCUCCAGAGUCAAGGAUGAGACACUGGGAGAGGGCAGGUGGGAGGGACUGUGUCUUCCCCCGGAGCAGAGGCCUCUCUCCUGCACCCCGCCGCUAGCUGGGUCUGCUACAAUAAACCCCAAUGACCAGUCCUCCCCUGGGCCUUCUGUGUUUUCUGGGAGAGCCUUCAGCCAGCCUGGCACGCCGAGGUGGUGGGGGAAGAGGGGUUGGACACAGCCGGACUAGAGCAGCGGUGGGACCUGGAGAAAAGACCACGGGCCUGGGAGUUAGGAGACCUGGCCUACGCAGACCUGCCUGUGGUCUACUGUGUCUCCUUGGGGGCCGGCCAUUUACCUUCUCCGAGGCUUGGGAAAAUAAGGAUUGAAUAAAUACCCUUUCUCUCUC